AUGCACAACUUCCACGACAUCAAAACUUUGAAGACAGAGACACCUCAAGCAGGACAGGAGAGCAUGGAUGGUGAAGGGAGUGCAUUAGACGAGGAGAAGAGAGACAAACCCAAAGGGAGAGACGAAGAAUCUGAAGUCUUCGAAGUGGAAGAGGUUGGAUACUUCCACUGGUAUGCUCCAAUGGAGAGUAGAGGCGCAAGAAGCCAGAUGAGGGACUAA
This is a messenger RNA of Ilex paraguariensis (yerba mate), 219 nucleotides long. The record is from the annotation of a GenBank genome assembly. NCBI's taxonomy places the organism in Eukaryota, Viridiplantae, Streptophyta, Magnoliopsida, Aquifoliales, Aquifoliaceae.